Molecule: messenger RNA, 2754 nt
Organism: Mugil cephalus (flathead mullet)
Lineage: Eukaryota; Metazoa; Chordata; Actinopteri; Mugiliformes; Mugilidae
Gene: gyg1a
Product: glycogenin 1a
Exons: 7
Coding region: 16-1176 (386 amino acids)
Cellular component (GO): cytoplasm
Molecular function (GO): glycosyltransferase activity
Source: RefSeq, a predicted model, not a curated record
GCUGUCACUGGUCACAUGACCCGGAAAAUGUGGGGCUUAAUUCCUGUGUUGGACUACUGGUCCCAGCUGCUGCGCCUCUGCCCUUCGCAGUGCAAACCUUUCGUCUGCUCCAUCACGACCCCCGACGCUCGGGUGGACUCUCCUCAGCGCACCAUGUCGGACCAAGCUUUUGUGACACUGGCCACAAACGAUAACUAUGCAAAGGGGGCGAUGGUUCUCGGCCAGUCGUUACGAGACCACAACACGACCAGGAAGCUGGUUGUACUCAUAGGACCUCAUGUUGCAGAGCCUUGCAGAGAUGCGUUGAGCUCCAUCUUCGACGAGGUGUGCGUGGUGGACGUGAUGGAUUCCGGUGACUCGGCUCACCUGGCCCUGAUGAAGCGCCCGGACCUGGGAGUGACGUUCACCAAGCUGCACUGCUGGACGCUCACGCAGUACAGCAAGUGCGUGUUCAUGGACGCGGACACGCUGGUGCUGUCUAAUAUAGACGAGCUAUUUGAGAGGGAGGAGCUGUCCGCGGCCCCGGACCCCGGUUGGCCGGACUGUUUCAACUCCGGAGUGUUCGUCUUCAGGCCGUCCAACGAGACGCACGAGAAGCUGCUCACGUUCUGCGGUGAAAACGGCAGCUUUGACGGUGGAGAUCAGGGGGUUCUCAACAGCUUCUUCAACACCUGGGCGACAGCAGACAUUUCCAAACACCUCCCCUUCGUCUACAACCUCAGCAGCAUCGCCAUCUACUCCUACCUGCCAGCGUUCAAACAGUACGGCCACGACGCGAAGGUGGUUCACUUCCUGGGCAAGGUGAAGCCGUGGAACUACUCGUACGACGGCCAGAGAGGCGAGGUCAAAGGUCACUCGCUGUCGCCCGACCCGUGCCAACUGCACCCCGACUACCUGCUCAUGUGGUGGCAGCUGUACGCCAAGUCCGUGCUGCCCCUGCUGCAGAAGGCGUACGGCGACGCCCCCUUCAACAGCGGCUUCGUGGAGGCGAGCGCUGAUGCCAAGCUUCAGGAGGACGCGUCGGAGCAGCCGGCGUCCCAUCCUCCUCCUCCUCCUCCCGCACAGAAGGUUUCGUCGGAGGAGAGGAAGCAGCGCUGGGAGGCGGGCCAGAUCGACUACAUGGGCGACGACUCCUUCGCCAACAUCGAGCGAAAACUCGACUCCUUCCUGAAGUAGCCGCCGCGAGCGAGGGAGGAAGCAAGGAGGCGUGGACGAGCAACCAGAUGAAGCUCUGCGUGAGGGUGUGAUAUAAGCACCACUCAGUCAAUGGCUGAGGCUUGAUGAGCAGAUGACUGAAUCAAUGCAAUCACUCAGUCUCACUUUCUGCAUCCUGUCAAGGUGUAGAGAGUGUAUGUUUGGGGAAAAAAAAAAAAAACGAAACAAAAACACCCUCCCAUGCACUCCACUAUUCUUUUUUUUUUUCUCUCUCUCUCAAAGGAAUUGUUCGACAUGUUCUUGAAGAUUGUCGUGUGUAUGGUUACAUGUGAAGCCGCUUCCAGAUGUCUGUUAACUUAGCUUAGCAUCAAGACUAGAAAUGGCUGCUUUGAUUAAUCCAUACAAAAGUCUGACCCGUGUAAAUGAAAAAUGCUGCGUUUGUGUGUCUCUUCCUUCGUUUCCACGGCAACCGAUGUAGACCAGACACACAAACGCUCAUAAAAAGAGUAUUUUCUCCACUGCUGUUUUUGUAUAGGUUGAACAAAUAAGCUAUAUCUUUGGUAACUGGUGAACUUCAGGUCGCAGCAGGUGCUUUUGUGCUAAACUGAGUUGGCUUUCUGCAUGCGGUAGCUUCACAUACUCUUCACGAGAAACUGAGCAUAGGUACGUCCCAAUAAGUCCAACUAUUCCUUCGAGUCUUCUUGUGCAAUCUGAUGGAGUAGGAUUCAAAGUCCAGAGUCUUCCUACCCUGUGGAAAAUAAAGCCCAGUGUCCGUAUCAGAACCUGGAAGUGACUGUGGGCCAAGCCUGCAGUUCAAGGUGUAUGCAUCUGGACUUUACCACGACUCUUAUCCUCUCUGCUUCAACCACUAUGAUGCCGACGUGCAGCCACCGGCUCACUUCCCCCGCUUUAACACAGACAGCGUCCACCUCAUCUAGAGUGCAAUGAUUAGCCUCCCUGUCUGUGCCUCUGACACUCACCAGCUCCCUGUGACUUUUGUGUGAUGUCCGGUAUUGUGUUACCUCUUUUGUUAGUCGUGUUGCAUGGCACAGAGUCAAACCGUGGGUCGGCGUUUAAAGUGCUUCCGUCCACAUCCUAAAGUGGCAGUUUCGUGUGUAUUUUGUCGUGGGAUUCAAACACUACGGUGCACUCCACAGUCGUCUGUCAUCUUGUUCCAAGUGCCCUGCAUGUAUGUCCCCUGCCAGACCCACAUCAGUGCAUUGGUGCCAUGCUUCGAGUUUUCAUCACUUCCUCUCUGUAGUUUAACCAGCUGCCUUAUUUCCAUCACUGUUUACAGGACCUCACUUACUGAAACCGCUGCUAGUAGCACAGCAGAUUUCAGCUACGAUUUCCUCCUUUUCAUGUUGCCAAUGCCGUCUUUGCUCCACUCCACCUGUGUGUUGCCCUCGCAGACCUGCAGCUCUUAGAAAACACACUGCUAGAGGUUGAAAGAGUAGUCCAUAUGUAGCUUCUGAGGGUGGAUCGUAACUGUAGUAGACGUCUGUUAAUGCACAUCUGUCCUGUUUCUUAGCUGUUAACUGUACAUCCCUUUUGAAGUGCUAAUAAAAAGAAACUACUGAAAAAAACUUAUUUUAUCCA